AUGGUAGGUUUCGCCGUUGCUGCGUCUUACUCAUGUUACGAAGGCUUCGAAGUUUUUGAAGAACUUUGUCCCCCUUUUCGAUCGCGUCCUCGUACAGCGUUUCGAGGCCGAAGUUACCACCAAAGGUGGUAUCAUGAUCCCAGAGAAAGCCAAGGGUAAGGUUCUCGAAGCCACCGUUGUUGCCGCCGGUCCCGGGCAUGUUAACGAAGUAAGUUAUCUUUCUUGCCAACAAAGUUUGUUAGCAAGGGAAAACUGUUCCAUUGUGCGUGAAAGUGGGUGAUAAAGUCUACUUGCCAGAAUACGGUGGUACCAAAGUUGUUUUUGAGGACCAGGUGGGUGUGCUUCCUUCCAUAAUCGAGUUCUCCAGGAAUAUUUCCUCUUCCGCGAAAGUGAUAUCCUUGGCAAAUUUUCCAAGUAA
This is a messenger RNA of Spirometra erinaceieuropaei, 418 nucleotides long. NCBI's taxonomy places the organism in Eukaryota, Metazoa, Platyhelminthes, Cestoda, Diphyllobothriidea, Diphyllobothriidae. The record is from the annotation of a GenBank genome assembly.